UUUACCAGACAUAAAAGCAAAUUAACUUUCAUUUAAUCUAUUUGUUUAUUAAGUUUCUAGGUGAAUUGGAAUUUACAUGCAAAAAAAGUAAUUCUGAUUGUGGCACAUUCAGGUAGGCAGCAAUGGCAUCAACUGGAAAUAUGUUAACGAUUUUAAUUAGCAGAUGAGUUUAAUUGAUAAGCAGCUAUUUAAUGUAAAUUUGGUGUCUCUACUGUUGUAAUUAUUAUUGUUGUUCGUAUUGUUACUGCGUGGGAUUGAUGGUGUGGGUUUUUUCUUCUCUUGUUUUUCUUUUCUUUUUUAGGUUGAGCUUUGGAAAUCUCUUCGUUUCCUCUUCCUAGAUCCAUUUUAGUUGGGCCUCACGUUGCAGAAAAGUAUUAGUAUCUGACCACAGGGUGGCGCACGAAUCCAUGUCAGCCGAAUCAGAAAGAGUCAUGAUAUGAAAUAAAAUCGGGAAAUGCUUUCUGCAUGUUUCUACACGUGUUAAGGCACAACCGUACGGUUGCCACGGAAACGAGUUCCCCCAUCCAACAACGUGAGGGGUUGCAGCGCACAGCCCUCCGAGAGGACUCCAAGAAGCAAACACUGGGCUUGAAUCAUUUGGGGUUAUCAUGCAGGAUCACAGGAGUGGGGUGAAGCCGUUUCCACCUCCAGUCAGCAAAGACAGGAUCAUCUGUGAUUUUCCCCAAUGCUACACUCCUGAGGCCUCCCUGCAGCUAAAGACAGAUUGGGACAUCCAGGCUAAAGCAGCCUUUAAAGACAAAGCUACCAGGCUUCAGCCGUGGGAUCGUCAGAAAAUGUCUAAAGUGGUGGUUGUCGGAGACCUCAAUGUGGGAAAGACCUGUCUCAUUAAUAGAUUUUGCAAAGAUGUCUUUGAAAGAGACUACAAAGCAACAAUAGGAGUGGAUUUUGAGAUUGAGAGGUUUGAGAUAUCUGGAGUGCCUUUCUCACUUCAGAUCUGGGAUACAGCCGGGCAGGAGAAAUUCAAAUGCAUUGCAUCUGCAUACUAUAGAGGCGCUCAAGUAAUUGUUACAGUGUUUGACAUGGCAGACAUUAAAUCCCUGGAUCAUACAAGCCAGUGGUUGGAGGAAGCCAUGAGAGAAAAUGAUCCCGAUUCCUGUUUCAUCCUUUUGGUUGGCACCAAGACUGACCUUCUGCCCUCAGAUGAAAGGCAAAAAACUGAAAAAGAUGCUGUCCGUAUUGCAGCAGAAAUGCAUGCAGAGUUCUGGGCGGUUUCAGCCAAAACAGGGGAGAACGUGCAGGCAUUUUUCUUCAGGGUAGCAGCUUUGGCUUUUGAGAACUGUAUAAGGAAGGACAUGGAGAAAGGUGUUCCUGCUAGGGUUGGCCUUGGGGAUACUAUCAAAUCAGAUCGUAUAACUCUGGCAGAGGAGACAAAUCAUGAGGUGAAGAGAAGCUGCUGCUGAAAAAAGAGUCUGUCUGUUGAGGCAAGCUGGAAACAGUUACAGCGGCAAGGAUCAAGGACUGAAAUGUGCCUUAAAAGUUUCCCCCAUAUGUUUUUUUUUCUGUCUGUUAUUUCUAUAUUUUGAUGUUUGUAAAUAGUUCAGACAGAUCUUGAUGGGUUGACACUGCCAGUAAUGGAUUCCAUUUGUCACACUGCAUGUCAUGGCUUCAAAUCAGGAUUUUAUAUUACAGUCAAUUAAAAAAAAUAUCCUGCUCAUGUAUUGUUACACAGCACACAUAAAAUACAGAUUUCACUGCAUUUAUUAUUUUAGAAUUGUAUUCUGUUUUAGAAGUCAACUAUAGGAACCAUGUGGAAAACCCACAUAUUUUCUCUGCUUAAAUUCUUCCUGUAAACAGAUCCAUUAGAUCUGCUCUCUGAUUUUAUAGUGUUUGUUCCUUUAAUCAGUGUUUAGUGGAAUAUGUUUCCUCCACAAAAGAAAUAUGUAUUCAGCAAAAAGGCAAAUGUAUUUGUUCACUCAAAAAUAAUGACUGUGUAAAUGGUUUUAAAUAUUUAUGACAUAUAAAUAAAAUAUACAUGGCUCAAAAUUCUAA
This is a messenger RNA of Fundulus heteroclitus (mummichog), 2010 nucleotides long. RefSeq names its product RAB36, member RAS oncogene family (gene rab36). The coding region runs from base 609 to 1421 and encodes 270 amino acids. The transcript is spliced from 12 exons. The record is from RefSeq and is a predicted model, not a curated record. Gene Ontology annotation, molecular function: GTP binding; GTPase activity. Lineage: Eukaryota; Metazoa; Chordata; Actinopteri; Cyprinodontiformes; Fundulidae.